UUUUCGUUGCAUGGCCUAGACCAACCGAUGGUCUUUUGCAAGACUACGACCCCCAGCAUGCCGCAGGAUGAGGUUGCAGAAUGCUGCAACCUAGAUCUGUGGUCUGCAACGUGCCCUGUAUAACUACAACUCCCAGAAGACUGUCAAGGCCAGUGGCCUCCAAACUCGGAACCUGAAAAUGUUGCAAAACUACAACUCCCAGGUCAGGUCAGCUGAUGGACCUCCAGGUGUUGCAGAACUACAACUCCCAGCAUGGCAGGACAGCUGAUGGACCUCCAGGUGUUGCAGAACUACAACUCCCAGCAUGCCAGGACAGCUGAUGGACCUCCAGGUGUUGCAGAACUACAACUCCCAGCAUGCCAGGGCAGCUGAUGGACCUGCAGGUGUUGCAGAACUACAACUCCCAGCAUGCCAGGACAGCUGAUGGACCUCCAGGUGUUGCAGAACUACAACUCCCAGCAUGCCAGGACAGCUGAUGGACCUCCAGGUGUUGCAGAACUACAACUCCCAGCAUGCCAGGACAGCCGAUGAACCGCCAGGUGCUGCAAAACUACAACUCCCAGCAUGCUACGACAUCCUGCGGACAGAGGUUGCAGAUCGCUGGAACCUAGAUCUGUGGUCUUCAACCUGCCCUGUAGAACUACAACUCCCAGAAGACUGUCAAGGCCAGUGGCCUCCAAACUCGGAACCUGAAUAUGUUGCAAAACUGCAACUCACAGCAUGCCAGGACAGCUGAUGGACCUCCAGGUGUUGCAAAACUACAACUCCCAGCAUGCCAGGACAGCUGAUGGACCUCCAGGUGUUGCAGAACUACAACUCCCAGCAUGCCAGGACAGCUGAUGGACCUCCAGGUGUUGCAAAACUACAACUUCCAGCAUGCCAGGACAGCCGAUGGACAUACAGGUGGACAUUCUGCAUGAAAUCAGCCAUGUGAACAUGGCCUUAGACCAGGAUGUCUGCUGAGAGGUUGUUAGGGGAAAGUAGUCUAGCACAGCUUAGGAGGAUGCCAACCCCUGCUACGAGUUCCAUCCAGAACACUAUCCUAACUUGGUCCUAAUCUAUGAGCAGAAAGGAGGAAAGAGACGAAUCUUCAGGCCUGCACCUCACCAUUGGGAACUGCAGUACUGAAUGAAGGUUUUUGCAUGAAAGAGACUGAGAAUCGAGGAAGUAAUAAGCAGAAAGAGGAUUUGCACUUACAGAAUAUUCCAGGCCAGAGAAGACCUUGUAUGUAGAUAAAAAGAGAUAUAGAAGGUUAUUGUGAAGAAUGAAUAAAGCCGGAAGAGACCAUGACAGCUCCAAGAUGGCAGAGACUGGGCUGGUUAUGGGUGAACAGAGACACAGUGACACCCAGACGGAGUCCCCCCCUAGGUCCCCGCCGUUCGAGGAACUGGAGAGCGUUUUCCUAGAUAACGCGAGCGCAUCUUCAGAGAUUGUAGGAGACGGACAGAGACCCUGGAAAUCCGCCCCCCCAUCCCCGACCUGUGAAAGGAGAGGUCUUUCCGCCUCAGUCCUCUCGCUCCACACAGAAGAAUUUCUUGAGCUCCUCUCCACCGCACAGACCAGGCGCCUGGAUGAGCAGAGGGCAAUCUUACCCGAAAGAGUUCUUACACCCAAGAGACACUUUUCAAUGCCCAAUUACCGCCAGUUGUCCCUCCCGUCUGAUGAUAAAGGAAUCGUCAAAGAGCUGCAGCGCAGGAGAGGGGGCUCAUGGGCUGGAAAAAGCCGCAGGAAGAGACCGCCCUCCAUCAAAAUCCCCGCCCAGGAGGAGCUGUACAACACCAUCUUAGGCCAUCAGUCUCAGCGAAUGAACGAUCAGCGCAGCUCUCCCCCGAUUCCUCAAGCUGCUGCAGAUCUCUUCGAGAUCCUCUUUCGCCUUCAAGGAAAUCGACUGGAUGAACAAAGAGUGGAACUGCCUGAGGCACUAGGGGGCGCUUGCUCUUAGGCAAAAAAAAAAAAAAAGGAGGCAAAGAGUUUGCGCCGCCAUCUUGUUACCAUAAUUGUCCCCCGUUGUCCAUUUCCUGUGCUCUGACGUUGUCUCUUUACGGACGGAUGGUGAUUCCCUUUAUUACGACUACU
This is a messenger RNA of Hyla sarda, 2076 nucleotides long. It is a transcript of the gene GPSM3, whose product is annotated as G protein signaling modulator 3. The coding region runs from base 1265 to 1942 and encodes 225 amino acids. The record is from RefSeq and is a predicted model, not a curated record. Gene Ontology annotation, biological process: regulation of inflammatory response. Gene Ontology annotation, molecular function: GTPase regulator activity; protein binding. NCBI's taxonomy places the organism in Eukaryota, Metazoa, Chordata, Amphibia, Anura, Hylidae. The transcript is spliced from 6 exons.